CUAUAGUAGUUAUGCGCAUGCGUGUUUUUGUGAGGACGCCGACAUCCUUGCUGCUGAGUUGAAAUGUUUGUUUGUCAUUUUAGAUUUUGACAAUGCGGUCGUUGUUUUUUACAAAUAUAUAACGUUAGUGCAUGAAAACAAAAAUACCCUUUCUUAUUGACUAAGUUAAGUGAUAUGCUAUGAGGCUAACACGGAAACUGGUUCUCGCUAAGGCGAAGGCCUCCGACUUGGAAAGCGUGAAGAAACUGAAUUGCUGGGGAUGCAACCUAACUGAUAUUUCUAUCUUCUCUCAAAUGCCCAACAUUAAGGUGCUGACUCUGAGUGUCAACAGUAUCUCAUCUCUGGCACCUCUGGCUGGCUGUCUGUCACUAUGUGAGCUCUACCUGAGGAGGAACAUGAUUCCCUCGCUCUCUGAGCUUUCUCAUCUGCGUCCGUUGACCCGUCUCAGAGUGCUCUGGUUGGCUGAGAACCCCUGCUGUGGAUCUGAUUACAGCCAGUAUCGGCUCACUGUACUGCGAUGUCUGCCUCGCCUCCAGAAGCUUGACAACCAGGUAGUGACUGAGGAUGAGAUUGCACUAGCUCUCAUGGAGGGCGAAGAGGUCACCACCCCACCGGGCAGUGUCCAAAACCAGCUUUCUACCAAUGGACUUCCAGAGGCAGAGACAGAGAAUGACCUACUCAACUACAACAUGGAGGAGACCAAUAAAAUCAGAGAAGAAUUGGGUAUGAAGCCCCUGUCCAGAGACAAGUUCCCCAGUUUUUCAUCUCCACCGACCAGAGAAACCAAACUAUCUAUGAUAAAGACGCACACUCUCGAUGCGGUUUUGCUGCUUCUGAAGGAUCUGGAUGAAGAGGAGCUUCGCAUUGUACAAACAGCUACACAGAACAGACUCAAGACUUACACACUGGACUCAGAAAUACAAAUGGGUGAUGGAACAAUGUCAUCAUCCAUCACUGAUGGCUGAGUCGCCAUCGUAAUUUAACCCCCCUGAACAGCUGUACAUCUCUCUGUAACACCACUGAAUAAUUACAGUGAGCCACGUGCUUGUCUGUAGUUCCAAAAGCUCCAACAGAGUGAGACAUCUUCACAAACCAAACUAUCAGAUGAUCUCACAUCAGUGACGGAAAUGUAGCACAUUGUGUGAGAUGGUGUACAGGCAAUGGUCAUGAAGAUUCAUUGUCAUCU
Messenger RNA from Monopterus albus (swamp eel), 1186 nucleotides. It is a transcript of the gene cfap410, whose product is annotated as cilia and flagella associated protein 410. The record is from RefSeq and is a predicted model, not a curated record. Bases 180 to 965 code for a protein of 261 amino acids. The transcript is spliced from 7 exons. Gene Ontology annotation, biological process: cytoskeleton organization; mRNA splicing, via spliceosome. Gene Ontology annotation, molecular function: protein binding. Gene Ontology annotation, cellular component: U4/U6 x U5 tri-snRNP complex. Lineage: Eukaryota; Metazoa; Chordata; Actinopteri; Synbranchiformes; Synbranchidae.